GCUUUUACUGAAUUAAGAGACUAACAUGUCCUGUUUUUAACUUGUUGUUUUUUCCUCCUUAUAAUAUCAAAACAUAAUUUUCUUCUUCUUCUUCAUCUUCAUUACUUUAUUAAUCUAUCUCUUAAGACGUGUUGAGCUGUUUCGGUCCUCCUCUCUCAAUUUAUAUCUUCUGAAAAAAAAAUCUUAUGAAUUAGUCUGAUAUCUCUCACUCUCUGUCUGUCUCUUCUACAUACUCUUCUCCAUUCACUCUUUCUUCUCUUUUCAUUUUGUUUCCUUCUUCUUGUACUUCUUCUUCUUCUUCUUCUUCUUCUUCUUCUUCUUCUUCUUCUUCUCUGACAAUGAGAUCAAAUAGAGUUGUGGGUUUCCAAUAAUUUUAGUAGUUAUUUGAACCUUCCAAACAAAGGGUUUAAAUAAAUUUAGUUUUUUUUCUUUCCAUUCUUGGUGAUUGUUGAGAAAAAAGAAAAAGAAAGAUGGCACCUUCAUUUGAUUGGUGGUCAAAUGAUAGUAAUAAAGGAACUCCAGUUGUGGUAAAAAUGGAGAACCCUAAUUGGUCUAUGCUUGAGAUAGAACCAACUUCUGAUGAUGAUAUGCUACCAGGAGAACAAAAUCACCAUCAUCAUCGCCGUCGUACUGGUGAUAAAAAAGGAAGAGGAAAAAAUGCUAAACAACUAACAUGGGUUCUUCUUCUUAAAGCUCAUAAAGCUGCUGGAUGUUUAACUUCAUUAGCUUCCGCUACUUUUAAUUUUGUCGGUGCGAUUCAACGCCGGGUUGCUUCAGGUAGAACUGAUUCAGAUUCGUCUAAUGAGAUCGGAGGCGGUGGUAUCAUUGAGAACCAAGCUGUGAGAAGAAGGUUUUAUUUCUUCAUCAAAGUCUUCUUAUGGUUAUCAGUAGUAUUAUUAGGGUUUGAGAUUGCUGCUUAUUUUAAAGGAUGGCAUUUGGGUUCACCUCAAUUACAGUUGGAAUAUCUCAUGGAAAGUGGUUCUUAUGGAGUUAAAGGACUGUUUGAUUCAAUUUAUUCUGGAUGGGUUUUUGUUAGAGUUCAAUAUCUUGCUCCACCUCUUCAAUUCUUAGCCAAUUUCUGUAUAGUAUUGUUUCUUAUACAGAGUUUAGAUCGAUUGAUUCUCUGUUUGGGUUGUUUCUGGAUCAAAAUUAAGAGGAUCAAACCUGUUCCUAGACAAACAACUAGGAUUGAAGAUGUUGAAUCAGGUGAUAACACUUACUUCCCAAUGGUUCUCAUUCAGAUCCCUAUGUGCAAUGAAAAGGAGGUUUAUCAGCAAUCUAUUAGGGCUGUCUGCAAUAUAGAUUGGCCCAAGGAGAAAAUGCUUAUUCAAGUUUUGGAUGAUUCUGAUGACACUGCAACCCAAGUGCUGAUCAAAGAGGAAGUUUACAAAUGGCAGCACCAGGGUGCAAACAUCAUUUACAGGCAUCGGGUUCUUAGAGAUGGAUAUAAGGCUGGAAAUCUCAAGUCUGCUAUGAAUUGCAGCUAUGUCAAGAAUUAUGAAUUUGUCACCAUCUUUGAUGCUGAUUUUCAGCCAACCCCAGAUUUUCUGAAGUUGACUGUCCCACAUUUUCAGGAUAAUGAUGAAAUUGGAUUGGUUCAGGCAAGGUGGUCAUUUGUAAACAAAGAUGAAAAUUUGCUCACUAGAUUACAGAACAUUAACUUGGCGUUCCAUUUUGAAGUGGAACAACAAGUAAAUGGGCAUUUCUUAAAUUUCUUUGGGUUCAAUGGAACUGCUGGUGUUUGGAGGAUCAAGGCAUUGGAAGACGUUGGAGGGUGGAUGGAAAGGACCACAGUCGAGGACAUGGACAUUGCUGUCCGGGCUCAUCUCCAUGGUUGGAAGUUUAUCUUCCUUAACGACGUUGAGUGUCAAUGUGAAAUACCAGAAUCGUAUGAAGCUUAUAGGAAACAGCAACACCGUUGGCAUUCUGGUCCCAUGCAGUUGUUUCGCCUCUGCUUCCCUGACAUUAUUAAAGCCAAGAUAAGCUUUUGGAAGAAAUCCAACCUAAUUUUCCUCUUCUUUUUACUGAGGAAAUUGAUUCUCCCCUUCUAUUCUUUUACUCUAUUCUGCAUUAUUCUACCAAUGACCAUGUUCAUCCCAGAAGCCGAGCUUCCAUCUUGGGUUGUCUGUUACAUCCCAGCCACCAUGUCAUUCCUCAACAUCUUGCCAGCACCUAAAUCCUUCCCCUUUAUAGUCCCAUACCUCCUAUUCGAGAACACUAUGUCAGUAACAAAGUUCAAUGCUAUGAUCUCCGGCCUUUUCCAGCUAGCCAGUGCUCAUGAAUGGGUGGUCACUAAGAAAUCAGGCCGUUCUUCCGAAGGUGAUCUUCUUGCUUUGCUUGAGAAAGAAGCACCAAAACAGCAUCAACAGCGAGGAAAUUCAGUACCCAAUCUGGAUGCAUUGGGUAAAGAGGAAACUCGUAAACAAGAGCAGAAGGAUGCUAAGAAAAAGAAGCACAACAGAAUAUACACCAAGGAGCUUGCUCUUGCCUUCCUUCUUCUAACUGCGGCUGCAAGGAGUUUGCUAUCUGCACAGGGUAUACAUUUCUAUUUCCUACUUUUUCAAGGAAUAGCAUUUUUACUAGUGGGUCUCGAUCUAAUUGGUGAACAAGUUGAGUGAGUUAUCAGAAAGAAGAGUAAAAAGGUAUUAGAAAGCUAAAACAGACUCGUUUAAACUUUAAACAUAGCCAGGCAGUGGUGGAUGGAUGCCCCACAAGACACGAAGAUAGUAAGAGUCUGUAUAACUGUUGUUACUGUUUCUAAUUCUCAUUCCUCUCCGGUAUUGAGAAAAAGAGGCUCUAUCUUACAGGGAGUAAAAAGAAUUACUCUUUGGAGGAGGUGAAAAGGUGUAGAUAGAUUGGUUUAGUUGUUUUCUGCAUUUGAUUAUUUUCAUUUUAGUUUCAAAAUUCUUUUGUAAGAAAUUUUUUGUUUCUUUUUAGUUACAGAAUCCGGAGGGAAAUGAUUCAAGAAUUUCCUACCUACUACUAUGUUGUAAUUUUCUAUAAAUUUCUUAUACAGGAAGAAACAAGCAAAACACUUAAAAACUCUUCUUGUAAAACUCGGAAUUGUUAUAAUAUUGUUGGAAUUGUGGACUAUGUAAUCCUCAGUAUUAUUAUUAGUAUACAUGAAGCUCCAGCUUAGAUCAA
Messenger RNA from Papaver somniferum (opium poppy), 3144 nucleotides. Its product is annotated as probable xyloglucan glycosyltransferase 12. Gene Ontology annotation, molecular function: glycosyltransferase activity. NCBI's taxonomy places the organism in Eukaryota, Viridiplantae, Streptophyta, Magnoliopsida, Ranunculales, Papaveraceae. Bases 471 to 2618 code for a protein of 715 amino acids. Gene Ontology annotation, cellular component: Golgi apparatus. The record is from RefSeq and is a predicted model, not a curated record. The transcript is spliced from 5 exons.